This is a messenger RNA of Mercenaria mercenaria, 1975 nucleotides long. Its product is annotated as ninjurin-2-like. The transcript has 2 exons. Bases 130 to 519 code for a protein of 129 amino acids. The record is from RefSeq and is a predicted model, not a curated record. NCBI's taxonomy places the organism in Eukaryota, Metazoa, Mollusca, Bivalvia, Venerida, Veneridae. Gene Ontology annotation, biological process: tissue regeneration; cell adhesion. Gene Ontology annotation, cellular component: membrane.
GUAUAUGUAGCUUAUCUUUGAUUACGUUUAAUUUUAUUUUUGGAAACUGACCAGAUUUUUAACGAAGAACUGUAAAACAUAGGGAGCUUUUAGUGAGUUUAAGAACAUUCUACAUCUUAAUUUAUAAAAAUGUACGUGUCAGAUAGCAGAGAGGAAGAAGGGGAACAGAACAAUGAAGAGCAGUCUUUUGACUUCAAUACUUACGCAACGAAGAAGACAAUAGCCAAAGGUCUGCUUGACGUGGGUCUGCUGACGUCAAAUGCUUCACAGUUGAAAACUACCAUCAGCCUAGGCUCCUCGCACGAAUACUUUUGCACAAAUAUCGUUCUCAUCGCUAUUUCUGUCGUCCUGCAAGUCGUUGUCGGAAUUAUGCUGCUCAUUGUUGGAUGUAUUAAAUUGGAAAAUAUGGAACAAAAAAAUCGCGCAAAUAAGCUUAAUAACUUCAUCGUUGGUAUUGUUCUAAUCAUUACAGUGAUCAAUGUCUUCAUAACUGCUUUUGGUGUGCAAGCCUCCAAUUGAAAUUGAUAUGUGACUGAAAACAGUCAAUUUUGGGAAAACAUAUACUUCUAUAGGCAGAAAGACUAUUGUCCGCUUCCAUUGACAGCGAAAGGAAGUAAAUGCAAACAAAUAUGUUCAUAAUUAUAGCAGUUUGAAGUCACCUGUCGCCACCAGAUCGGUUCAUAGGGACAAAUUUAAUAUAUAGCAUUAUACAUUACACGUAAAUGAUAAUCUGUCCUGAGUGAAAAAAAAAUCCAAAUAUAACUAAUAUAAACUGGAACUUUCGUAAGGUAUAAGUUGUGUAAAAAUCAGUUACGUCUAAAUUACGACGUUAAAGGUAUACUAGACCCAAAACUUCAGACUUGGAGAAAUGCACAUUUACUACAUAUAGCAUAUGUAAGCAUAGAAUUAACAGGUUUAUGUGUAUAACAGUACUAAACAUUAGUAAACACUUUAUACAUGUGCAGCUAAACUCAGUAUAAAUGUGUACUAUCACUAAAAACACUGGAAGUUUUUUAUGUAUAAUUGACUGUUACUGCACGACGUUUAAUGGUGAGUGUAGCUCUAUGUAAACACUCAAUUUAUAUUCUUAGUUAAAUAAAAUACAUUUGAUUCGAACUUCCUAUAUUUGAAAUAAAUAUCUAAAUACUAAAUAAUUCAAUGAAACAUGGACAGUGUAUCUCUAUGUUAUGUAAUAUACUUACAGAUAAUUCCGGUAUCUACUAAUUGAAGCAAUUAUUUAUCAUUCAUACGCGUAUUUAAGCAUUAUAUCAUCGAAUUAGAUAGCAUGAGAUAACCGAGAUAAUCAUUAACAUGCACUUAUGCAAUUUGACUUAUUUUUAUCACAGUACAUCUUUUGAAGAAUGAAUGAAAUGAACAGUUGCGUGUUUGAAAAGAUUUUAUGGCGGAAUUUCACAUAUUUUGUUGUUGCUGUUUUUUCACUGACAGUGAUAUAUGCUUUUUAAGAUUCAUUUUGUAGAUACUAACUUUUCUCAAAACUUUUCCCUUAAUGUUCACUUUUCCGCCUAGUUUUGACAAAACAAUGGCAUUACUGUAUGUCUUAUUAUUUGUUUUUGUAUUAAAAUGAAACUUUCUUACUUACAAAAUAUGUUACUUAUAUGUGUUUUUGUGACUUUUUAAAAACGGGACAAGGUUGUAAGAUAAUUAUGAAUAUAUGAUUGCUUAAAUUUGUUUUAAUAUUGAAAUUUCGGUAUGGCUUUAACAAUAAUUGUUUAAGCGUAUGUGCAAUUUUAUGAAACGUAUUUAAAAGCUAAUGGCAAAAAAUGUGUGUUGUGUUAAGAGAUUUGUUAAGUGCAUAAUAACCUGGCUGCCUUGCAGAAUGUCAUCAUAAUAGCAUAAUAGCAAAAGAUAUGUGUAAUACCACAAGAUGUAUUUUAUUAAUUGAACAGUUAUAAAAAAUAACAUGCAAUGUUGUAUUUGAUAGUGGAAAUGCUUGAAAUAUAUUUUCUUCCUUGAA